AUGUAUCUUGCACUCCUCACUGGAGUGACCCUGCUCUGUCUGGGCACCCCCUGCUUGGCACAACUUCAGACUUUCCCCCCAGGUGUUUCUAGGACAGAAUGUCGGGAGCGAUAUUUCUGGAUUUGGUUGGACCAAACCUUCAUCGGGUCUAGUAUCUGGCAGCUGGAGGUGCUGAAUAAUACCAGAUUUUUGGACGUGAUGCAUGGAAACCGGUCGGCACAAUGCGGCUACACAAUUACCAAAGACGUGUAUGGCAACGUGGAAGUCAGGAUAUCCUUUCUUGGCUGCUGGGUGGAGAAUAAAAAUGACAGGCAGUUUGAUGUAAAGGUGCAGUUCAGGGUGAACCAAACCAAAAUAUAUCCAGUGUCCAUGUCCUGUAUGCCUUCUCAACCCUGGGAUGUGAGGGAGGUUGUUUGCGAGGAAAACUACAUGGAGGUGUCAGUUACUAGGAUUAUACCAGCUGUGAUAUUAAACCUCCUUUCUCUAACUGAACCUGUGAUGGGAAUCCCUCAAAGGUGGAAAGUUUGGUUCAACAGCUCUAAUGUACCUAUUACAGCUGACAGUGCCAUCAACAGAGGCUUUGGGGUCAAUGCCACAAUGACCAGGGUGGUCUUCAGAGCCCCGUACAACACCUCAGAAACUCGGGUUUUGGCGAUCGGUAACUUUUCCCUUGAUGUCAUUGCGAGUACUAUGUUGUAUACUCAAACACUUCUGCGGAUCAUCGUGGACACAACAAUUGCAUGUCCAAAAGAUCCUCCAGUAUUUAUGGACACUGCAGUCUCCUGGCUGUCUCCAGCAGUACUUAGCCCUCUAAUCGGUGGAGAAGUCAUCAAUAACUUGUUUGCUGUAGGAAUCAAUGGAUACCUCUUAAACUCAACUGAAGUUAUGACCCACAAAUACAUAUUAAGUUAUGAUGCGCAAAAAGUGAACGUUACCAUUCCAUAUGGUGCUUCUGGGGGCUAUAUUGAGAGCGAUAUUGUUAAUAACACCUAUGUGACCACAUACAGUAUUCACCUCCUCCUUAUGCGCCAAUGGGUGGGUAUUGAGAAUGAUGACUCUACCACACAUACGUCUUACAAACCAAUUGUUGCACCAGCGGUUGUACACAAUCCAGUCUUUCUAGACCAUACUAUUAAAGAAAAUCUCUACUUCAAUGUGUCCCUGGGCAACUUCUACGCUGAUAUGGACAUACAGUCCUUCAUCAUCCACGGUGCACCUCUUAAUCUUGCUGAAUUGGGGCCGAGACAGAUGACAGUUAUGACUGCCACAGUGUCCAACAACACUCAUGCCUUCUACCUUACUGUGCCCUUCUCGGACCCUCUUGUGGAACAGACGUAUGUUGGCGGCUAUAAAAGACAGUAUAGACUGUACGUGACAUAUAUACUAAUCCUUGUGCCCAAAAAUAAGAACUUAACACGCACUUAUGUGGUGGACUGCAUAAUCCAGGAUGCUGUGCCACCAAUAAUCAAUGGUUUCUGUGAGAAGGAUCGGCUGGUCAUUAAUGUAAUUAGAGGAAAUAUGGACUACGACUGGCUUCCAUACAUUCAGGACCUCCCUCUGAAUGAUGCCCUUAUCGCUUCCCAGAAUAUCACUGUCCAGAAUUCAGUGACUCUCCUACGCAUUGAGGUGCCAUCUACUGCUGUUGGCUUGAUCUAUGAGGAAGUCAAUUUGGAAAACUCAGCUGUUCGUCUAGACUUCACAUUACGAAACCCCCGAACCAUACAAAUACAGGGCUCUUAUAAACUAUAUUGCCAGUUCCCUACAAGGCCUCUACUCUGCCUCUCCAAUGGUACAAUGAUUGCACUCAUUGACAGCACAGUCACCAAACCUGCAUUUGAUGCCCAGAAAGCCCACUUAAGGGAUCCUACCUGCACUCCUCAGAGCGCUACUUCUAAGAAGGCCCUCUUUAACUUUGUGGCCUAUACAUGUGGGACCACAAGUCGGUUUGACAAUGACUACCUGGUGUAUGAAAACGAAGUGACGUUUGAUCGAUCAGUCCUGUUACCACAGCAACCAAUCAUUUCCAGAGAUUCUUCAUACAGAUUGACUGUGCGCUGUAGAUACCCAGUAAGAGACACCUUGUGGUUGAGUGGUCAAUACAGAACAGAGGGCAUCAAGUCAGGACUUCAGCAGUCUCAGGCAAGAGUGUUACGGAGGAGAGCCAGAACUCAUGUAGCUGAGCUGAAACUGGCCAAGGAUGGAAAUCUUACCGCCUUUUAUCAGAAUGGAGACUUCCCUGUCUCAGUGCAGUCCAACGAUGUCCUUUACUUCCAAGCAGAUGUGCAAAGUCCAGAGCCUAUGGCUGCAAUCAAAGACUGUUGGGCUACAACAUUUCCUGUCCAAGAUGGAAUCAAAUGGUGGGAUCUUAUUGUGGAUGGAUGUGGUGCAGUAGCAGAAGCCUUCUCCACAGAGGUCCAGACCUCCCCAGACUUGUUGCCCAGAUUCAAGGUGAAGAUUCAUGAAGCCCCAUCUAGUCAGUUCUUCAUCCACUGUAAGGUUAUAAUCUGUGAUGGCUCCAUACAGCCUGAGAGCUGCCCCACAACCUGCAACCAGACUGAGCGCCUCAUGGAUAAAAGAGCUGUCCCUCUGCCAACUGAGCUGGUAUCUGUUGGUCCUCUCCAGAUCCUGACACGUUCCAGUGGUGUGGUUUAUCAGCAUGUUGGUGGAGAGACUUCCCAGUCUACAUGGCCCUGGGUGCUGCCACUUGGCCUCGCUGUUAUAUUUGCUUUUACUGUUGGUGCAAUCUUCCUUACAAUUCGCCUAUUUACACAGUAA
Messenger RNA from Bufo bufo (common toad), 2775 nucleotides. RefSeq lists its product as uncharacterized. Lineage: Eukaryota; Metazoa; Chordata; Amphibia; Anura; Bufonidae. The transcript has 23 exons. The record is from RefSeq and is a predicted model, not a curated record. Bases 1 to 2775 code for a protein of 924 amino acids.